AUGCCAUUCUCCAUCUCUCGACAGGGAAGACAGAAAUUGUCACCAAGCUUGACCGUGGCCUAUACGACGGAACGCUUCUCCGCAUCUUUGGUGAGCACUUUGAGGCUUAUCAGCGUAAUUCUGCAUUGGAACGCUUCACUUCAUUCAAAGUCUUUGCAUUCCACAUUUGGCAGAUGGACAAAUCCCGCACACUGUCGUUCUGGAAGCAAUCCGCGAAACGCCCCAUUACCUUCGGAUUUCCCAGCGCCAGUAUCAAGGAGCCACGCAUCAACUCCGUCUAUGUACACACCAUCAACCUUGAAUUUGAUGCAUUCGCCAAGUCCACCGGUGCCACUGUGUCCAUCAUCUUCCAGUCAAUCUUCCAGCUCUGGCUGGCACUGCGUAGCAACCAACGCGACUAUCUAUACAAACUUCCUUCCCAUGCGCUCAACAGUUAAUGCUUUAAUUCCUGUAUCAGAAUUCCUUCAUCAGACCCAAGAUAAAUUCUGGCAGUACACCGAGAAUAGCACAGUGGGUAUGGACGAAAUUCACAAAGCCUGUGAAACUACGCGUGAAGGAUUAUCCAAUAAGACCCUCUUCCUCUUCCAGCCGUUCGAGCCAGUCAUCGCGACAGAAAAGCAGUAUCAGAAGUGGAUCGUUAUGGCCAAGUCGCAGGUGACCAUGCCACAGCCAUAUGCGCUAGUAUAUGAGGUUGUGAAAACAGCGGAUAUGAAUGAGUAUAAGCUCAAGUUUUCCUUCGACAAUCGUAUUUAUGAAAAGGAAGACGUACAAAAUGAGACUCGAGUGAUUGAGAAGAUGUUGGCAAAGGUAAUAGAGCAUGCAGAGGUGUCCGUGGGUGAUGUUCUGGCAUCCCUCCGAUCUUGA
This is a messenger RNA of Aspergillus oryzae RIB40, 864 nucleotides long. RefSeq lists its product as uncharacterized. Lineage: Eukaryota; Fungi; Ascomycota; Eurotiomycetes; Eurotiales; Aspergillaceae. Bases 1 to 864 code for a protein of 287 amino acids. Gene Ontology annotation, molecular function: catalytic activity. The record is from RefSeq and is a predicted model, not a curated record. The transcript is spliced from 2 exons.